UCUCUUUUUUCUCUUCCUAUGCCGUUACAGCCAUCAACAGCCAUAAAACUCUGAUCAAGAAGACCAUUCAACAUUCUUUAAGGGCUAGAACUGAGUUGACAUCAUUAGUAUGUGAAAUUUGAGGGUCCCCCCCCCUUCCCUCUCUAUCAACCUAAUCACAAUAUUUUAACCCUUUAUAUGUGAUAUGUCCCAUUAACAAUUUAAUAUGAUUUGCAGCUUAGAUGAAUGCGUUGGUGGGUUUUCCUAUUAUUUAACAUUAAUGUUAAUUUGUGUGAAGUGGUUGAUUUUGUUUAGUUAUUUACUCUCCGAUAUUUUUUGAAUGAUUUUUUUUCUUUGGUAUUUUGGUAUUUGUCUAUUUAUUUUGGGAAAGUGAGGGGCUUGAUGGUAUUGACUUUCAAGGAGUUGUACAAUUUAAGGAGGAUAUCAAAUCUCGUGAUGUAAACAGACCUGGAGAUGGGGAGGUUGCUAAAGUGCCGUUGAAGCAAAGUUCUUUUAUUUAUUUAUUUUUUCUGUUAAAGAAGCAAAGUUCAUGAAGCCAAUAAGUAAAUGAUCUAGAUGAAAACAACCUGAUAUUCAGGGAUUUGCCUCCUCCAAAUUGGUACACCCAUGUGCAUAGCUCUCUUGGAACCAAGAGAGAGUUAAAACACUAAAAAAUUCUUGCAUUCCUAUGUUUAAACUGAAAUAAAAACACCCAACAUUGUUCACCAAAUUUGUUCACGAACUCCUUCCUGAGCUUUCCCAGUUGAGACCCGAAGUGCUUUCCCUUCUUCAUUAGCAAAAGUUUUUAAUCUCUCUUUUGAUUACCUGUUCUAUGUCAACAUAUGGCAAGGGAUCAGUUAAUAGCUUUCAAUAUCCGUUGUUUCUGCCUCAUUUUGCUUCUCCUCUCCUCACUAUAUUACAUUUCAUUUGUCUUCUGGUCUCACUGCUCAAGGCCCUGUAAUUCCCCAAACCACAUCAUGCUGCCAAAGCAAAGCCUUCCCAUUCAUCUUUUUUAUUUCUCUUCAGCAUGGAACCACCUCUCUUUCUCCUCAAAACCACCUCAGAAACUCCUCAAAAUUGCCCUGUUUGUCAAGAAAUGGCCACAUAGGAAUCUUGCUGGAGGACUUGAACGCCAUGCCUUAACUCUCCACCUUGACCUUGCCAAGAGAGGCCAUGAACUUCAUAUAUUUACUACCAACUCUGCAAAUUCCUCCUUCCCUAGAUACCCACAUGUCAACAUGAAUUUUCACCUAUCUAAACCUACAGCUGCAGGUUACCUUGAUCAAGCUGUAGUGUGGAAGCAAUUUCAAAGCCAAAAUUCAACCGGAAGACCAUUUGAUGUGGUUCACACUGAAAGUGUUGGCCUAUUGCACACUCGAGCACAACAUCUCACAAAUCUUGCUGUUUCUUGGCAUGGGAUUGCAUAUGAGACCAUACAUUCUGACAUCAUUCAGGAACUUGUGCGCUCUCCUGAAGAACCCCGGGCAUAUGCACUCACUGAAAGAUCUAUCAAGGUUGUUGAAGAGGUGAAGUUUUUUCCUAGGUAUGCCCACCAUGUUGCUACCAGUGAUCACGCUGGGGAUAUUCUGAAGAGAAUUUACAUGAUCCCUGAUGAACGUGUUCACAUCAUCCUUAAUGGUGUAAAUGAGGAAAUCUUUAAGCCGGACUUCGGAAGUGGAAAAGAGUUCAGGCGGAAGAUUGGCAUUCCUGAAUCUGGAGUUUUGGUUUUGGGGAUGGCUGGGAGAUUAGUGAAGGAUAAAGGGCAUCCAAUAAUGUUUGAAGCUCUGAAGCAAAUUUUUAUGGAAGAAAGGACCUUUCAGAGAAGAGUUUUUAUUUUGGUUGCAGGGGAUGGGCCUUGGGGUAGUAGAUAUAAAGACCUUUGGCCCAAUGUUCUAGUCUUGGGACCAUUGGAGCAGGCACAACUGGCAAGGUUUUACAAUGCACUUGAUAUCUUUGUUAACCCAACUCUUCGAGCUCAGGGGUUGGAUCACACAUUGCUAGAAGCAAUGCUUUCUGGCAAGCCAGUGAUGGCUACAAGGUUUGCUAGCAUAACAGGGUCUGUGAUUGUUGGCUCUGAGGUGGGUUACACAUUUUCGCCAACUGUGGUUUCACUGAGGAAUGCCCUUUAUAGGGUAUGGGGAGAUAGAAGUGGAACACUGGAGAAGAAGGGGCAGGUGGCUAGAGAGAGAGGUUUGACACUGUUCACUGCUUCUAAAAUGGCUGCUGCCUAUGAAAGGCUUUUCCUUUGCAUAAGUAGCGAUAGAGAAAUAGGAGCUAGAAGGGAAGAUUAUUGCAGGUAUCCACUUCCAUCAGACUAGGGCUGGCCAGUUUAUC
Molecule: messenger RNA, 2313 nt
Organism: Nelumbo nucifera (sacred lotus)
Lineage: Eukaryota; Viridiplantae; Streptophyta; Magnoliopsida; Proteales; Nelumbonaceae
Source: RefSeq, a predicted model, not a curated record